AUGUAUGUUGGACUUCGCCUUCAAAUAAUCAUCAGCUUCCUCUUUCUUCUCGCUCAUCGCUUCUCUUCUUUCUCACGCAAAGUACAGGCCACGCUCAUGGCGAGUUCCAACAUCAUUACGAACGGUGACUUCUCUGCUAGGACUGAGUCUUGGUACUCAGACGGAUGCGAAGCAUUUGUAGUUUCCUCCGACCCGUUUAGCUCAGAUUCAAUCUCCGAAUCCUCGAGCUGUGGCUACGCCGUUGUGACUAACAGGAAAGAAACUUGGCAAGGCCUUGAACAAGACAUCACAACCCAGGUUUCUCCUGGUAUCACCUAUGCCGUAAAAGCUUCUGUUGGUGUCUCUGGUCCUUCCCAUGAACCAGCUGAGGUUCUUGCCACCGCGAGGCUCGAGUAUGAAGACUCUUCCACCAAGUAUUUAUCCAUCGGAAAAACAUAUGCUUCAGGAGACAAGUGGGUUGAUCUUGAAGGAACGUUUGAGAUAUCAAACAUGCCUGAUCGUGUUGUUUUCUAUUUGGAAGGUCCAGCUCCAGGGAAAGAUCUCCUUAUACGCUCUGUGACCGUUAGGUCCAGCUCCAGGGAAACCGGAGAAGCGUCCAGUGUCUUUCCUGGUGCUUUGGAUAUCGUUAAGAACCAUGACUUCUCUGACGGUUUGUAUCCUUGGAACUCCAACAGCUGUGAUUCGUUUGCUGUUAUCAACAAUGACUGUGACUUAGGGUCACGCGCGGUUGUUAAUAACCGGAGCGAGACCUGGGAGGGGCUGGAGCAAGAUAUCACAGACAGAGUUUCCCCUGGUUAUUCAUAUAAAGUCUCUGCUAUUGUUAGUGUAUCAGGACCUGUUCAUGAGCCUGCGCAGGUCUUGGCCACUUUGAAGUUAGAGAGCCAAAGCUCCGGAACCGAAUUUAAAGAGAUUGGAAAAACCUAUGCUUCGAAAGAUGUUUGGAAAACUCUGGAAGGCACUUUCGUGUUGUCAGAAAAAGCUGACCGUGUUGUGUUCUACUUGGAAGGUCCACCUCCUGGGAUUGACCUUCUUAUCAAGUCUGUCACCAUCCAUUGCAAAAGUAAUAAUCAGUUUGAGAGAAGCCGAGAAUUCCGCUCAGCUCCUGAAGCUGAUGAUCAUCACAUUUUUCUGAAUUCAAGCUUUUCCGAUGGCCUCAAACAUUGGUCUGGAAGAGGAUGCAAUCUUGUGUUACAUGAGUCUCUAGCGGGUGGGGAGAUACUACCGCAUUCUGGAACAUGCUUUGCUUCUGCAGUAGAGCGCACACAUAACUGGAGCGGAAUUGAGCAGGAUAUAACAGAUAGAGUCCACCGAAAAGUCAUUUAUGAAGCAUCUUCCCUUGUCAGACUAUCGCAUAGCAAACACAACGUGCAAGCGACUUUGUAUGUUCAGUACCUUGACCAACGUAAAGAGUACAUAAGCAUUUCCAGUGUUGAUGCAAACAGUGACGACUGGGUACAGUUGAAAGGGAGGUUCCUGUUGAAUGGAACUCCAGCAAGAGCAGUUGUUUACAUUGAAGGACCACCACCAAGCACAGAUGUUUUUGUCGACCAUUUCAAUGUAAAGCAUGCAGAGAAAAGCCCUCCUGCAGGACGGCCAUAUAUCGAGAGUCAUGCUUUCGGGAUGAACAUAGUUUCAAAUAGCCACCUAAGCGAUGGCACACUUGAAGGUUGGUUCAAUUUUGGAGACUGUGAUUUAAGAGUUGGAGAAGGCUCUCCUCGUAUAUUACCUCCGUUGGCGAGAGACGCUCUUAGAACAACACAUGAUGAAUACCUAUCCGGACGAUACGUGGUUGCAACAAAACGAAGUGGAACAUGGAUGGGUCCUGCUCAGACGAUAACUGAUAAAGUGAAGCUUUUUGUCACAUACCAGGUCUCAGCUUGGGUUAAAGUUGGCUCAGGAGGCCUUACUUGUCCACAGGACGUGAAUAUCGCGCUAAGUGUUGAUGGUCAAUGGGUUAACGGAGGAGAAGUAGAGGUCGAUGAUGGCGAUUGGCAUGAAGUUGUGGGAUCUUUUAGAAUCGAGAAGCAAGCCGAAGAAGUUUUGCUUUAUGUCCAAGGACCGUCUCCUGGUGUUGAUCUUAUGGUUUCAGGUCUCCAGAUUUUCGCUGUUGAUCGGAAGGCACGGUUGAGUUAUCUGAGAGGACAAGCUGAUGUGGUUCGUAAACGCGAUGUUCGCCUCAAAGUCUCAGGUUUAGAUGCUAGCGAAUUGCUUGGUGCAACGGUGAAUAUCAGACAGACGCGUAAUAGCUUCCCACUCGGGUCGUGCAUUAAUCGAAGCAAUAUAGAUAACGAAGACUUUGUCGAUUUCUUCGUAAACAAUUUCGACUGGGCAGUGUUUGGUAACGAGCUGAAAUGGUACUGGACAGAGCCAGAGCAAGGGAGCUUCAACUACCGUGACGCAGACGAUAUGCUCGGAUUCUGCGAGAAGUACAACAUAGAGACCCGAGGCCAUUGCAUAUUCUGGGAGGUCGAGUCAUAUGUUCAACCGUGGGUCCAACAGCUGAGCGACUGUGAGCUAGAAGCAGCGGUUGAGAGCCGCGUCACUGACCUUCUAACCCGUUACAACGGGAAGUUUAGACACUAUGAUGUGAACAAUGAAAUGCUUCACGGAUCAUUCUAUCGAGAUCGACUAGGCUCUGAUGCAAGAGCAAGAAAGUUCAGGACCGCGCACGAGUUAGACCCGUUAGCGACUCUGUUUCUCAAUGAGUACCACAUAGAAGACGGGCAUGACGGGAAGUCAUCGCCAGAGAAGUACAUAGAACUCGUCCGCGAGUUGCAGAAAAAGGGUGCACCAGUGGGAGGGAUCGCGAUUCAAGGGCAUAUAACGUGUCCUGUAGGUCACAUUGUUCGUUCUGCGCUAGACAAGCUAAGCACGCUAGGGUUACCGAUCUGGUUCACGGAGCUUGAUGUGUCUUCGGUUAACGAACACGUGAGAGGAGAUGAUCUGGAGGUGAUGAUGUGGGAAGCAUUUGCUCAUCCUGCGGUUGAAGGAGUGAUGCUUUGGGGAUUCUGGGAGCUGUUUAUGAGCAGAGAGCAUUCGCAUUUGGUGAAUGCGGACGGAGAGGUUAACGAAGCUGGGAAGAGGUUUCUUGAGAUCAAACGCGAGUGGUUGAGUUUUGUGGAUGGAGUGAUUGAGGAUGAAGGAGGGUUUGAGUUUAGAGGUUAUCAUGGGAGUUACACUGUGGAAGUUGUUACUUCGGAGGGGAAGUAUGUGAAGAACUUUGUUGUUGACAAAGGAAACUCUCCGGUUGAUAUCAUUGUAGAUCUUUAA
Molecule: messenger RNA, 3270 nt
Organism: Microthlaspi erraticum
Lineage: Eukaryota; Viridiplantae; Streptophyta; Magnoliopsida; Brassicales; Brassicaceae
Source: the annotation of a GenBank genome assembly